This is a messenger RNA of Eruca vesicaria subsp. sativa (arugula), 2412 nucleotides long. The record is from the annotation of a GenBank genome assembly. Lineage: Eukaryota; Viridiplantae; Streptophyta; Magnoliopsida; Brassicales; Brassicaceae.
GGCGAAUCCUUUUUUCAUCCAUUUUCGACACAAAGAUACUCAGAAAGAAAGCAAUCCACAAGAUUCUUCUUUUUGUUUUCCGCAGAAAAGUUUUGGUUUUGAUUUUGUAGAACGGAAAAAGAAAACACCUUUCAAUCACCUUUGCACCUUCAGGGUUUUGGGAGUAUCUGUUUGAUGACGUGCGUGGAGAUUGUUUCUCUGUUCGUGUCAGAUGGAAGAUCAGGAUAAGUCUCCUCCUCCUCCCAAGGAUUACUAUAAGAUUCUAGAAGUUGAUUACGACGCAACUGAGGAAUUGAUCAGACUCAAUUAUCGGAAGCUUGCAUUGAAGUGGCAUCCGGAUAAACACAAAGGUGAUACUGCAGCUAAAGAGAAAUUCAUAGAGAUAAAUGAUGCUUAUAACGUGCUGAUAGACCCCGCUGCACGUUUUGAGUACGAUUUAACCGGCAUUUAUGAGAUUCACAAGUAUACAUUACGGGAAUAUCUCGCCAGAUUUAAGGGAAUGAUACUCACUUGCAAUGGCCUUGGCAUUAGCCAAUCCUCAUCACCAUGGACACAUCAAUUGUCUGAGACCACCAGUAAAACAACAGACUAGCAAAGUUGGUUUUCUUAUUUCACUUCUUCUUGCCACUUGGAUUCAUUUCUGAAUCACCAAGAAAGUACUCAUUAUCUUCACAGGAUACUGUAUAAACUGAAAGCAGAAGUUAGAGCAGAGCUGUAAAACUGUGUCAAGGUUCUCAACCUCUUUCCCGUCUCACCAGCUUUUAACACGGUGUGUUUGUGCUGUACAAAACUGGAGCCUUUGACAUAUUAAAUUGUUUCAGUUAGAUGUUGUAUUGUUUCUGAAUCGAUAUAGAAUUAAAGAAGCGUAUAAGGUGUCUGGUUUCCAUUCAUACAUUGGUGAUGAUGAUUCAGGUCUUGUGCUACUUACUCCCAUCGUUCAAUGGAUUGAAGCUUCUAUCUCAAAGAUUUAUUUGUAGGCUUUGAAGCUUAUGUCUUAUAAACUGACUUGCCAAUAAGAAUUACAUACAAAAAAUUGAUACAUGAACUUUUAAACAAUACAGGAAACAACACAUUGGUUGGUAUACAGUAUAAGAAAGAAUGUAGAACGUCCAAAACUGAGACAAGUCAGCGACUAGAGAACAUGUCCCCAUAUGCUAGAUUGAGCUCUUCUACAAAAAUUUAACUUGCUUUUGAGAGACCUGAGUUUCUCAUUCCAAGGGAAAACAUCCCCCAAGAGAGUAACAGGAUACAGAUAUGAUCUGAGCUUCAAUUCUGUUCCCCUGGGAUCUCUAUGGUUUCUCAUAAUAAAUAUGAACAUGUGUUAGCUCAUCUCAUAGUAUCCCAACCUCGGCUUUGAAAGAUCUAUGAUCUUUCCAGGGGCAAGCAUCUCACAGGAAAGAGCCUGACACGAAAAUAAAUAUCUUGCAAGCUUCCCUGAGAUAAUCAAGCUGAUCCACUUUGUCCUAACUAGAACUUCACUACACACAGCAUUCAUUUGGUAAGAUCCCAUCUUCUUUCAUUUUCCUAAACAACGCAUCAGCUUCACGCCGUAAACCUUUCUUAUACAAUCCCAACAUCAUUGUAGUGUAUGUCCAAAUAUCAGGCAUAAGCCCUUUGGGAUUAAGGCUACAAUACAUAUCCCAAGCAUCUGACACCUCACCAGCUUUACACAUCCCACGAAUGAUGAUAUUAUACGUAACAAUAUCAGCAACCACCAUUCCACUCUUUUCCAUCUCCUCCAACAUCACCAACGCUUUCUCUACCUUCCCAUUAACACACAGACCAUGUAACAAAACGUUGUAAGUGAUAAUAUUAGGAGACACACCAGAAACAACCAUCCUUUUAAAGAUCUCUUCCGCAACAUUAACCUUCCCUGCUAAACAAUACCCCUGGAUAAGAAUCGUAUAAGUCACUACAUUUCUAACCACUCCUCUCUGAGCCAUCUCGCAAAAUAGUUUCAUCCCAUAAUCCACCUUCCUAGACUUACAAAACCCAUUAAUGAGAAUACUAUAAGUCACCACAUCAGGAAAACAACCUCUACUAACCAUAUACUCAAACAUCUCCUCCGCUUCCUCUAACCGACUAUACAUACAAAACCCAUUAAUAAGCAAACUAUAAGUAACAACAUCAGGCUCCAAAGACCUCCGCACCAUCUCCUCGUAAAGCUCCUCAGCCUCCAAAAGACUCCCUCUUUUAACACAAGCAUCAAUCAACGCAUUGAAAGUAAACACAUCAGGGAUAACACCUUUCUCACUCAUAACACUCACCAUCCUCACAGCAUCACCAAAUCUCCCUAUACCACAAAGUCCAGAGAUUAUACAGUUGUAUGUAACAACAUCACCUCUAACCUCCAUUUCAUUAAAAAAGUCCAAAGCUUUAUCCACUUGCUGACUCUUACAAAGACCAUCAAUC